GCGAUUAAUGGUGACAGCACUUCUGCCGCCUUGUCGAAUUCUCGAGGCAUUACGAGUAAUUGAAAGCUUGGUUGAAACAACAAAUGAUGAAUACAAAUCAAAGGCUAUGCGGCUGAUAGCAUAUUUCAAAGAUGAAUGGAUUGAAAAGGUGACGCCUGCAGCCUUUUCCGUGUUCGGCCAGAAGAACAGAACUAACAACUGUCAAGAAACACUGAAUAGGAACAUUAAUCGUAGCAUCACGCCUCAAGGAAACGCUUGGGGCUUUUGGGGUAAGUUGCUGGCAAUUUCGGUGAAGGAAACAAAUUCUUCACUCAGUUGA
Molecule: messenger RNA, 319 nt
Organism: Macrosteles quadrilineatus (aster leafhopper)
Lineage: Eukaryota; Metazoa; Arthropoda; Insecta; Hemiptera; Cicadellidae
Exons: 3
Coding region: 8-319 (103 amino acids)
Source: RefSeq, a predicted model, not a curated record